Messenger RNA from Seminavis robusta, 888 nucleotides. The record is from the annotation of a GenBank genome assembly. NCBI's taxonomy places the organism in Eukaryota, Bacillariophyta, Bacillariophyceae, Naviculales, Naviculaceae.
AUGGGUACAGAUGUUUGCUUCACAGACCCUGAAGAUGAACGUUGCUUCCUUGCUGGAACCUUCGGCUGCCAUUCUUGUGUGGAAGAUGGAUGUGGCUGGUUUGCCGGUGAGUGUAUUGCCACCUGCGACACAAUUGCAGACGCAACUUGCUACAGCACUGAGACAUUCACGGGCAUCCCUGUUGAUGGGAUUUGUCAAGAAGCCUUUGUUGACGAAGAAGACCACAGGCUCUGUUCAGAUCACGACAGUUGCAGUACCUGCACAUCAACUCUUAAAUCCGACGGGAAAACCCCUUGUCAGUGGUACACGGACGAAGAAAGCGGUAUGAAUUGGUGCGGAACCGGAGGCUGUGACUUUCUCGGGAGGUGCGGAGCCGAUACCUGCAAUGAACCUUCGCCAAGAUCGAAGACUCUUGCCCAGUCAGUCCAGAAGCUUGUUGAAAAGCCGAAGAGCACUUCAUGUCAAGCGCUGGCUUCUUGCUCUGAUUGUAUGGCAAGCUCGGGCGGAUGUGCCUGGGUUGCGGGGUCAUGCCAGGAUUCCUGCGACGAAAUUGCAGAUGCAGCCUGCUACACCUUGUCAGCCUUCCCAUCCAUGGUUGCCGACGACAUUUGCUUCAUGGCGAAGGAAGAAGUCUACAAUCAGCAGCAUUGCGGAGGAGCAGGAAACUGCCUGGACUGCACUAACACUGUCAUGGCCGAUGGCGAAAGCAAAUGCAGUUGGUUCACGGACGAACAGAACAACGGAUGGUGUGGCACUCCCGGGUGUGACAUGAACGGCAUCUGCGGAUCAUCUGAUUCCAGCAUCUGCGCCGAUCCCUUGAUCAAAAAUGGAAACGCAAAGGGCGAAUCUCACAAGAAGCACUCCAUUCUUGGACUUUUCCUUCCUUGA